AUGGAUAAAAUAUUUCAAUACGGAGGUGUUGAAGCUAUUCCGUUGUAUAAUUGCAGUUCAAUGUCUUCUGAUUCCUGGACUACUCAAUUCGGGUUGAAACGUCCUGUUCUUGGAAUCAUGAGUAUUAUCUAUGGAGCUAUCUUUGAAAUUCUAUUUAUCCCUUGUCUUUGGGCUAUGCUUGAAAAAGAACUAUGGCGUAUGUCUUGCUACAAAAUUAUGUUUUUCGUUGGUAUUGUUGACAUUUUCGCUCUCGCGAUGAAUUCUAUUUCAACUGGAUAUUUGGCAUACGAAGGAGCAGUCUUCUGUACCCAUCCAGUCUUCAUUUAUAUCACCGGAUUAUGGGGUCUCGGACUGUGGUGUUGUUCGUGUCUCAUGAAUAUUUUGCUGCUUGUGAAUCGAACAUUGAAUAUCUCUAAUUCAAAUUUAUCUGAUUACGUUUUCGAAGGACAUCGCACUUAUUUAGUCUUGCUUAUUCCAAUUAUUUAUGGAUUGUACUUCAUGUUCUUCACACGAACCUGCGUUUUUUCUUCUAAGUACUAUGCAUGGUUCUACGAUCCUUUCAUUUUUCCGGAUAAGAGUUCGGAGAGACGAAUCUCGUCGAUGCAAACCACAUCAAUUCGACCUUUCCCUUAUCGUGAUGUCUGA
Molecule: messenger RNA, 645 nt
Organism: Caenorhabditis remanei
Lineage: Eukaryota; Metazoa; Nematoda; Chromadorea; Rhabditida; Rhabditidae
Exons: 3
Coding region: 1-645 (214 amino acids)
Source: RefSeq, a predicted model, not a curated record